Rotaria sp. Silwood1 is the source of this 2218-nucleotide messenger RNA. NCBI's taxonomy places the organism in Eukaryota, Metazoa, Rotifera, Eurotatoria, Philodinida, Philodinidae. The record is from the annotation of a GenBank genome assembly.
AUGAUGAAUUUAGCCGAUGUUUUAUUGGCAAUAAACGAACUUGAAAUAGCCAGAACUUGGUUUGAUCGCGCAUGUGAAGCAGGUAAUCUUUAUGCUCAAGCACAACGAAAUGAAUUUGAAUCACGUCUACGUCAAAAACAGCAAACAAAUGUAAACUCUUCACAUAAUUUUUCACAAACUAUGAAAGAAGUAAAUAUUUUUUCUGAUUUCAUCCAAGCAAUUACGAUGAUGGAUAGCCUUUCCCAUAAAUCAAGCAUCUAUGAUCUCAAUACACUCAUUGAACAUGCGGAACGUGGUUCACAGACAGCUGAAAAACUAUCCAAUGCUCUACGACAUUGUAAUGUUGCAUUAAAUAUCCUAAUGCAAUCCGAAUCAUUAUCGAAUGAACAAGAAACUUUAUUUAUACAUGAAUUUGCGCAAUGCUGUCGCAUCGAACAUAUUGCUGCUGAAAUUCCAAGUAUAGAAAUCGAAAAAAGAAUUAUACGUAUCAUUGAUCGAGUAUUUGAUCGUUGCAGUUAUGAUUCAAAUAUUGUUAAUUCACAGUUAGAUGAAGAUGUUCGAGUGUGUUAUGUUGUCUUACAUAUGGAUGAACCCGAAUUAAAUCUUCGAUUUCUCGAUUCAUGCAAGCAAAAUUAUCCGAAAUCGCUCAUUUUUCACGAAUUUCAUGCUGCUAUGAACGUUCUAUUAGGACGCUUUGAAGAAGCUUUAAAUGAUGCCCACGCUGGUUUGAAAAUAGAUCCAAAUUAUUACGAACUUUUAUUCAUCAAAGCUAGUCUGUUCGUGUGCCUGAGGAAAAAAAUGAACGAAGUCAUCGAAGCAUAUCAAGAAUUUCUGGCUGUUGCACCAAAAGAUCAUUGCAGAGUGCCUGAAUCAUACUAUUCGAUGGCUAGCUACUAUUUAGCAUGUACCGAAGAUGAUAAUGCCAUACGUUUAAUUAAGGAAUUAUAUCAGCAAGGUGAGGAAGCAGAAAAAAUACAAUUACCAUGCUUUUUGCCUUAUGAAUCGGAGAAAAAAAUGAGGGUGUGGGUGUGGUUGCGUGCAUGGGUUUCGGGGUUCGGCUGUUGGUUGGAGUUUAGUUUUUUCUUACACCCACACCCACACCCACACCCCGCACCCCGCACCCACACCCACACCCACAUCCAUACACACACCCACACCCUCAAUAUGUCAAAACUCGAAAUGUUCUCUUAUAAUCAGUUUAUCUCUAUGACCAGUUAUAAACGAACAUUUUGAAUCAUGUAAUACAUGAGAAGUUUCUCUUGAAAAAAAAAUUGUUCUUCAAGAAAUAUCUAGUUUUGGACACACCUGAUAUUCCACUAGCCAAUGUGAAAAAUUGAAUGUUGUUUUUUAAAAGUUAAGCUUCUAUCAAAAAUCGAUUCUCUUGAUUCGUAAUUUAAAUCAUAAAUUAAUCAAGAUAUCGUCAUUCGAUAUUUUUUGAGUUUACAUUAUUUUUUGGAAGAAAACAAAACUUCUGAAAUAAAUAGACGAAUAAAUUUAAGAAAAUCUAGAGAUUGUGGGUAUGUUUUUAUUGUAAAUCCACACUGACAUUUGCACAUCUAUAAUUGGAUAUUCUGCAAUGUCUAAUAAAUCUGCAAUAUUCACUAUGGGAAUAUUUUUAUUGAUACGUGAUCAAUUGCAAAAGAAUGUUGGAAGUUUCUUGGAAGCUUUAAUUAUAUGGGAACUGUCAGGGAGCCUUAACUACUUUGUAAAACUUGAUCAAUACACUGUACACAAUACUCCGAAUUUUGCUGAAGAUGAUCUUUGAACAAGAUCGAAACGUGUCCUCAGUAAAAGCUUGAUUUCUCAAUAGAUUCAAUCAUGACCACAUCGGCAUCCAAUGUGACUAGUUAUGAGUCACAGUAGCAUUUUCUGAUGCAAAUAAGUUGUCUUAAAGUCUUCACAUGCAGUUAAAUGUAUCGAAUAAAUAUCGAGUGAUGAAUAAAAAUUUCCUACCACUUUCCUGUAGUGAACAAGUUAAGAAUAUUUUGAAAAGCAUGAGAAGAUGUCAUGCUGGUUUUUUCUUGUUCGUAGAAUAAAGCUAGCACUACUCUUAUCAUAGGUGAAUGUUGGUCUUCUCUUUCAAGAUGAUUUGUUACUAUUCUUUAGAGACAAAAUAAAAUAAAUGGAUUUAAUCUGUGACUUCUUAUAUAAAGGGUGAUCCAUAAGUCUUAGGCCCUCUCAGAAAAAAUUGUUGUUUUCUAUUUAUUACGAAUUCAAA